Molecule: messenger RNA, 2178 nt
Organism: Lactuca sativa (garden lettuce)
Lineage: Eukaryota; Viridiplantae; Streptophyta; Magnoliopsida; Asterales; Asteraceae
Molecular function (GO): protein dimerization activity
Source: RefSeq, a predicted model, not a curated record
AUGUUGAAAGUUGAAACUUAUGAACUUGUAGUGAUGAAUUCUAAACAACCAUCCGGUUAUCAAAAACGUAAAAAGAGAAAACUAGAUGAAGAAAAGAGAAAGGUUGAUGUCGGUGCUCUAGAUAAGUUUAUCCACAUACAACCUGUUGAAGAGCACAUUGAAGAGCAUGUUGAAGAGCACAUUGAAAAGCAUGUUGAAGAGCACAUUGAAGAGCAAGAGCAUGUAGAAGUAGAAGAGACAGAAGAGCAUGAGCCUGUUAAAGACCUUGUUGAUGUAUAUGAUCCAAGAAGGUGGGAAAAACUUAAUUCGGAUGAGAUUAAAAUUUUGGUUAAGAAAGGUCCUAAAAGAGAUAGUAGUAUUAUGUAUGGUCCCUACGAUAAAUCUGGUAGACGAUUUUCUGCAACUUUGUAUACAAGAACUUUAUCAAAUUUGGAGAAGUGUGAUAGAGAAUGGCUAGUAUAUUCGAAAGAGCUAGACAGGGUAUUUUGUUUCUGUUGUAAAGUGUUUAGAAAAGGGAUUUUAAAAGGUAAAUUUGAUGGUGAAGGUUAUGCAGUUUGGCACCAUGUUACCACUAGGGUAAAAGAACACGAAAUUUCAUUGGACCAUCUUACAAAUAGGAAUAAGUGGUUUGACAUGCAUAAAAUAUUGAACUUGAACGAAACAAUUGAUAAAGUUCAACAUGAGCAAUUCAAGAAAGAAAGAGAUUACUGGAAACAAGUGCUUUUAAGAAUUAUUGCAGUAGUGAAGUUUCUUGCUACACAUAAUUUAGCAUUUCGUGGAUCCAAUGAAAAGUUGUAUAAAAAAGGUAAUGGAAAUUUUUUGGGUGUCAUUGAAAUGUUGGAAGAUUUUGACCCGGUUAUCAAAGAGCAUGUGCGACGGAUCACAAGUGAAGGGCUUCAUGUGCAUUAUCUUGGCCACCUAAUCCAAAACGAACUAAUAUUUUUGCUAGCUAAAGAAAUUAAAAAAGAACUUAUCAAGAAGAUAAAGGAAGCAAAGUACUGCUCAAUCAUACUUGAUUGUACUCCCGAUUCAAGUCACCAAGAACAAAUGACUAUAAUAGUGAGGUAUUUAAAGUUAUCAUAUAAUUCUGUUACUGUCGAGGAGUCCUUUUUAGGUUUUUUGAAUGUUGAUGAUACCUCCGGAAAAGGAUUAUUUGAUAUUACACUUGAGGAGUUAAAGUAUCUUGGUCUUCAAAUUGAUUAUAUGCGUGAUUCUACUAAGAGGUGGGAAAUUUUGAAAGAUAAUGUUAAAGCUUGGAGUCUUAAGUCAUUGUGUCAAACUCGUUGGGAAAGUCGGGUUGAGAGUGUAAAGGCUAUUAAAUUGCAACUUGUGGAUGUACGGGAAGCUUUACUUCAAGUUGGAGAAAAAGAUAAUGAUGCUGCAAUUGCAAGUGAAGCAACUUCACUAGCAGAAAAAGAACUUAGUGACUAUGAAUUUUUGGUAUCAACUGUUGUUUGGUAUGAAGUACUAAACCAUGUGAAUAUUGUGAGUAAGAAGUUACAAUCAAAGGAUAUGCAUCAUGAUAAUGCUAUUACAGAAAUAAACAAAUUGAUUGGGUACUUCAAGGAUUAUAGAGAAACUGGUUUUUCAAAAGCGAUUGUUGAAGCUAAGGAGAUUGCUAUUGAAAUGAGUAUGGAUCCAAUAUUUCCACAAAAGCGUUUGAUUGAAAGGAAAAAAAAGACAAGAUUUGAACAAUUCAAAGAGUAUGAUAAAGUAUUUGGUUUUUUAUUUCCACAAAAUUUGAGGGGAAUUGAAGAUAAAGAUCUUAAGUUAUAUUGUCAUCGUCUUGAAAAAGCACUCAAGUUUGAAGAAAGAUCAAAUAUUGAUGCUGAGGAACUUUAUACGGAGUUAAAAUUAUUUGAGACAUUGGAAACCAAUGAAUUUAGCAACUCUAUAGAUGUUUUGAAGUUUUUGAAAGAACUUGAUUAUUUCCCAAAUGCAAGCAUUACAUAUAGAAUAUUGUUGACUAUUCCAGUAAUGGUCGCAUCUGCAGAAAGGAGUUUUUCCAAAUUGAAAUUUAUGAAAUCUUACCUACGCUCCACAAUGACCCAAGAAAGACUUAGCAGUUUGGCGAUGAUAUCUAUCGAGAACGAAAUCUUAGAGAGUAUAGACUAUGAAGAGUUGAUCAACCAAUUUGCAAUCAAGAAUGCUAGGAGAGCUUCAAGGAUCGUCGGUUAG